Molecule: messenger RNA, 291 nt
Organism: Entrophospora sp. SA101
Lineage: Eukaryota; Fungi; Glomeromycota; Glomeromycetes; Entrophosporales; Entrophosporaceae
Source: the annotation of a GenBank genome assembly
AUGAGUGAACCAAAUCUUGAUUCUAAUGACAUUGUACAAGAAAUUCCCACUUUUUUGUCGCAACAACUUGGUAAUAAUUUAUAUAUAGUUCAGCAUCCUGUGAGACCGCAUAAUAAUCUUACACUGGAAUCAAUGCUCCUUGUGAAACAUGAUUUAACGGGGUUCUAUAAAAUUAGAAUUAGGCAUUCCACUUUAAACAAAUUCAAAAUGAAAUGGUGCCGAGAUCAAAUUGAAGGAUCAUUAGAUCGACAAACUUUACAAUCCACAAUUGUUCCUCAACAAGCCAAUUAA